Molecule: messenger RNA, 990 nt
Organism: Xenia sp. Carnegie-2017
Lineage: Eukaryota; Metazoa; Cnidaria; Anthozoa; Malacalcyonacea; Xeniidae
Product: collagen triple helix repeat-containing protein 1-like
Exons: 3
Coding region: 49-789 (246 amino acids)
Source: RefSeq, a predicted model, not a curated record
GGUUACAGGAACUUGAUAAUCUAAACAAUAAAUAUAAAGAGUUAGACAAUGGAUUGUUUUCAUCUCUUGGUGUUAUUAUUGGUAUGGCAGAUUUCAAGUAUUGAUAUGUCUAAAGUGAACAAGGACAAUUGUUCAACCAGCUGCUGUGGAACAACAGGUAUCCCAGGUGUCCCCGGUGUCCCCGGUGUACCUGGUGCUCCAGGAAGAGACGGGGUAAAAGGAGAUGCUGGAUCACCAGGAGAGAAGGGAAAUCCUGGAAAAAGUAAUUUAAAAUCUACUAAAGGUGAGAAGGGAGAUCCAGGAAGUACCGGGUUACAAGGUAUAAAAGGUGAAAAAGGAGAAUCUGACGCUCAUGCAAACGAUGAAAUAUUUUUAUCUACAUGGAAGCAAUGUGCUUGGCGGAGAGACGAUGCGAAAGAUCAUGGAUUGAUACAGAACUGUGUAUUCACGAAAAAGUUUGACAACACUUCCCUUCAAGUGUUUUAUGGAGGAAACUUGCGAAUUCAUGGGUGCAAUAGUUGUUGCAAACGUUGGUAUUUUACUUUCAAUGGAGUAGAAUGUAAAAACCCUCUUCCUAUUGAUGGAGUUUUUUACAUGGCCAAUGGAAAGUCACAAGAUAUCCAUCGACAUCGUCACAUUGAAGGAUAUUGUAACAAAAUUCAUAAAGGAAAAGUGCAAGUUGGAUUCUGGGUCGGCAAUUGUCCUGGUUAUGGUAACGCAGAUGCAUACAGUGGAUGGAAUUCAGUUUCUCGUAUUGUUAUUAAAGAGGUUCCUCCUCCACAAGAAUAAUUCCUUUAUUCACUUUUCCAUUUAACUCUAUUUUAUGUUAAAGCUUCCGUUUAGUUAAAAAUUCAUGUGUAUUUUAUGACAAUAAUUCAGUUUUGUAAUUUUAACGAGUUGAGUAAGUCUAUUAUUUACUCCUCAAUGAAUAAUACUAUUAAUGCCAGAUAAAACGAAAAUAAGUUGAUUAAAAUUUUAAAUUCAAUCAUA